Molecule: messenger RNA, 603 nt
Organism: Tremella mesenterica DSM 1558
Lineage: Eukaryota; Fungi; Basidiomycota; Tremellomycetes; Tremellales; Tremellaceae
Exons: 2
Coding region: 1-603 (200 amino acids)
Source: RefSeq, a predicted model, not a curated record
AUGAGUACCGAUAAUCAUAGCAUCAGGAAUUACUCGUACAUGGGUGAUUGGGAAUAUUCCACUGGAGAAGACAUCUCAUAUGAUCGGCAAGCAGCUUCAACAAGGGAUGACUACGGGAAUACCGAAUCGCAUUACACAUUCUCAAACCAAGCCCCACUUCAAUACGAACACUCUUGGUCACAAAUCCACCCGAGCAAUUCGCACUCUUUCCAACAAACCCAUUCCCAGCCGAUGACAUCCUGGUCACACGAAUCGUGCACAUUUGACGGAAGUAGAAACCAGGAGUCUGGUUUGGAUCCUCCACAAUGGCAGGAGAGAUUAAGAGGUAUGGGAAUAACUAAAGAAACUCGUUAUUCCCAAUUACUUUUACUCAUCCAUCAACUUCAACCUGUUUCGCUAGUACGUAGCCUUCUGUACGGUUUGGAAAAUCUCGGUUAUGCAAGGAAAGAAUGGGUCGAGAGUGUUGAUGACGAAAGAAGUGUGGAAGGGGUCUGUGUUGCUCUUUUGGAGAGUUUGAGUGUACACGGUGGAACAGGCUCUUUAUGGUUGAACAACGAAGCUCAGGGGGAUGAUAUGUUUCCUGGAGUAUACCACUCUGGAUGA